AUGCCGGGAUUCGGCGUGCAGAUUCAAGGACAGCCUGCCGAGCCAACAGUAGCCACGAAGCACCCGGAUAGACUACUUUUGAGCUAUCUUACACAGGAUGGUGUCCGGGUCCAGAGGACCGUCUCAAUUGAAGCCAAUGGUAGCGUCAAACAAACAACAGUCUUAUCGACAUCGGAUUCUUCAACACGAUCUGUUCCAGUUCAAUUAAGUUUCGGAAUGAGUCUGAACCGUGCUUCGUACGGCCAGUUGACUGAAGGCGGACCUAUUCCCCUUCCGGAAUCUUUGAAUUUGUUCCGAGUGGCAAAGGAUGGUAGCAGCUUCACGAUGCAUAACCCCAAUCUCCAGGCAAACGCCGAGGGCAUCCUCAUGGCUGACUCGGCAGACUUCGAAGGGAUGACAUUUCACGAUGACUGGCAGACGUUCCGUGACGAACCUGUUCAGUGUCUGGGAACAGCUUGUGUCAGGCUUACGCCGGGUGUUCCAGUCACAAUCACACUGUCAUUGCGUCUUUACUCCAACUUAUCGUCCGGAACACAUCUCGGUUGUGAGCAGCCCCUGGAUCCCACGUGGAACCUCCAAGAUCCGGUGGCUUUUAACAUCAUUCAUGGAAACCUGCAAUAUGUGCUGGGUAAUUGCACAAUCCCAAUAUCAGAGUCCAGCACCUGUGUCAUAACGGACCAUGUCGCCCUACCUCUCGGUUGGAACAGGGAUAACUAG
Molecule: messenger RNA, 717 nt
Organism: Penicillium daleae
Lineage: Eukaryota; Fungi; Ascomycota; Eurotiomycetes; Eurotiales; Aspergillaceae
Exons: 1
Coding region: 1-717 (238 amino acids)
Source: RefSeq, a predicted model, not a curated record